Molecule: messenger RNA, 3621 nt
Organism: Drosophila nasuta
Lineage: Eukaryota; Metazoa; Arthropoda; Insecta; Diptera; Drosophilidae
Gene: Teh2
Product: tipE homolog 2 phospholipid transfer protein
Exons: 5
Coding region: 1-936 (311 amino acids)
Biological process (GO): regulation of sodium ion transport
Cellular component (GO): plasma membrane
Molecular function (GO): sodium channel regulator activity
Source: RefSeq, a predicted model, not a curated record
AUGAAGAAGAGCUCUACGUUAACGACGACGACGUCGAUGCCGACAAGUCCAACGCUUUCGGCACAGACGCUCUCCGCCAGCAAGAUGAGCUUGAGCAGCAGCAGAUCGGGAGCAGCCUCAGCCACAGGAUCGAUGCGCUCUUCCUGCCACUCGUCGCAUGGUCCUGUCCGACCGGGCAGCGGAUGCGUCGAUGCCAUCAAGGCGAAGCGCGAAGAGAUCGAGAUCGAUACCAUACUCGAGAAGGCAAAGUUCUACACCUCCGUGUGCCUUGGUACGACUGCCAUACUGUCAGUGUUCACAUUCCUUUUCCUGAUACCUUUUGUCGUGGAUCCCGCCAUCUCAACGAUCAUUGCCGACUAUGAUCCGGUGCCGGUGACUUGCGUCGUCAUAGAUCACAUCUAUGCCGAAGGCAUCAAGAACUGCAGCUGGAGCUCUUGUCGCGAGGGCUGCACCUCAUCACUCACAAAGUGCCAUCAGUUGUUUGUCAACUACACGCGCAUCCCGUUCAGCGAAUGGGAGCGCAAUCCAAGAGACUUGGAGCGCGUCAACUGGGAUGUCAGCUACACAAAGUUUCUCAUCAACUCCGAGGGCUGCGGCUAUCCGCCCACGACCAAUUGCAGCGUCUUUGCCAGACAAUAUGGCUUUUCACAUAUUGGCGAGCCAUUCCCCUGCUACUACAGUCGCGCCUAUCCGGAGGUGGUCAUCGGUCGCUACUCGUGGGAGAACAAUCUGUACCAUCUGGUGCUAUCGCUGAUCAUACCCAAUGUGCUCUUUGCCAUCUCGAUUGGGGUGCUCAGCUAUUGGUAUUGCCCCUGCUGCGAAAAGGCGUGCAACAAAUCGUCGCGCGUCUAUGCUGAAAAGUUUCCAACCAAGGAAGAGAUCGUUAACUGCAUGAAAUGUAAUACGGAAAAGUCGUUAUCCCUGAAUGUAUUUUGAAUUGUAUUGAAGCGACAGUGCCUGCAAAUUAUGCAUAUACUAUAUAAUACAGAUAAAUAUUCCUUAGCAUAGGUAUUCGAUGGGAUUACCAAGCUCUCUUCUUCUUCUUCGACAUUAAUUAUUAAAGUCAUCGAAAAAUGUGGCACAAUCAAAAAAUCGCUUAGUACUAAGUACAAAUCUUUAUCUUGAGCACUUUUCACCACACUCUCCCAAAUAUAUAUAUUUGCCCGUUACUCUUGAAGUGUCCUUAGCAAACAAAAUAAAAAAUAAAUAAAAAACAUAAAAUGUCGUAAGCGAAAUUUCACGCCUUUAACCGAUUUCAGCUUAAAGCUGCCAUAUCGAUUAGAUUAAUCUAGUUAGAGCACAAGUCGGGAUCGAAAAUGACGAAACCCAUUUUUGAAAUGUCCAAACAGACUUUUCAACAAGCACAAUCUGAUAUUAAUUAAUGCAUUCAAGAUUUGAUAAGCAACUACAAUAUUUUUAAAGAUUAUUAACCUUACAAAACUUUAAUCUCUCUUUGGUGUAUAUAACAUAAAUAUAUACAACAUAUGAAAUUGUGCACUUGUCUGUGGGAUAAAUCUACUCGUAUAUAAUUUUCACAUCACCAUCGCUCAGUUCAUUUUGUAGUUAAACCUAUUCUCAUCAACAAAGCUGCAAACUACAAACAAAUAAAAUAGAAUAAAAAUUCAAAAAUAAGAGUUUGCAGCCUUGAUAUGUUAUGUACUAUAGAUUGAUUUAAUUAUCGAAAAUAUCUAGCAUGAUUCCGAGUUGUAUAGCUUUGAUUUUUGCAUGUUUUAGUUUAUAGAUAAUGUAUACAAAAUGAAUAUGUAUUACUACUACUUUUGCUUUUAGCCACGUUUAGAACAAUACCAAAUAAAAUAUGGCAUGUAUUUGUAUAUAAAACAUAUUCAAUAUAUUGUAUUACUUAUUGCUGCUUUCCUGUACUCGAUUAGUAAAGAUUCAAGAACUCUUUGUUCCAAUAUCAAUUCUUUUAGCAAACUUCUGUGUCACAGUGACGAAGAUGAUGAAAUGGAAUACUAGCAAAAACAAAUUAGUUAAACGCUCUUUAUAACAAAUAGCAAUUUACUACUGUAGUCUGUACCAAAUACACACACACACACAACCACACUCACACAAUCACACCAACGUAUACACAACAUAGCUUAAUAAUACUUAAUAAUAAUAUUUAAAAGCCAUCUGCCAUUACUAUAUAGGACAUUGUACUUAUAGCGGAGCAUUGAGAUUGACCAUUUUCCAAUCAAACGUAUACAAAAAUUUGUUACAACUAAUUCUAAUUAUUAUUAUUACUUAUGACAUCAUUGAGAUUUUUGCUAUCCAUAUUAUUAUGCUACUAUACUUACUAUAAAUAUAUAGAACUACAUACAUAGAACUUGAGUUACCACGUAAAAAGCUUUUGUUCUUUAUGACUUUUGCUCGCUUUUAACAAUAAUACAAUACAAAUAAAAAAAAUAAGACAGGAUUCGACUCGAUUCGAUGCUCCGCAAUUGCCCACAUUAUACAUAAAUAUAGAGAGAGCAUUAUGAAAGUAUAAAAUGAAAAUUCCUCGACCUUUCCACACAUAAUACUGAUACAACCAAAUAAUGCUUGUUUUCAAAAAAUUGUGAUAGUAGUCAUAAACAAAAUAUUAAGUAAUGAAAUCAAACAAAAUUAUAUAAAAUCUAGACAUACAAUGAACACGGAAGCGACAAAAAAAAAACAAAACCGCAUCUGCGGAUCAGAGAGAUAUAUAUAGUAUACAAAAUAGUUAGCAAAACCGAUUCGUAUAAAACCGCAUAACUCUCUGAUCCGUAGGUCAAAGAACUCGAAAACUUUUGAAAACCACAACAAAGCAGAACCAAGAAUUAAUAUAAAAACUAAACCUAAAAAAACCAACACAAAAUAAAAAUUGGAAACCAAUGAAAAUAUUGAAAAUAAUAUUCACUAAAAUACGAAAAAAAAUACACUUUGCGACAUUUUCGAAAUAGUUUUAAAAAUCUUAUGUAAAAAAUGAACAUUUAAUGGAUUAAACAUAACAAGUAUAUACAUAAAAUAUAUGCCACAUUUACACACAUAUCUAUCCCGAUAUAUGGGUUAUACAUAUGUAUAUAUGUAGUAGAUAUUUGUGUAAAUAGGGCAUAUAUAGCUUAAUAGCAGAACCGAUAUAACGCACGUUGCUUAUGAGAAUUUUUUUAAAUCAUACAAACCAACAACAAAAUAUUUGAAUGCAAAAAUGAUUAAAACAUUUUUUACUUAACGUGUCUUUAUCAAUAAACAAAUUUAACAAGCUAACGGCCUAAUUAAUAAUAAACAAUUACACUAAAAAAAAAAAAAAAAAAAAGAAAGCAAAAGAGAAAAACAAAUUGAGAGUUGUCUUGUAUUUUCAUUUGUAUGGGAGAAGGAAAAGCUCUGCUGCUGCUCUCCCGCUUACUCAAUCGAGUUCUCUCUCACUCUCUCACAGCGCAGGCGUGGAGAGCGAGAGAGGGGGAGUGGAGUGCAAGUGGGAGUGAGAGCGAUAACAAUUUGUUGAGCCAGCCAGCUCCCCAAAAACAAAACUGAACCAAAAGGAAAAAGAAAACCAACGCGUUGGGGUUUGUUUUGGGUUUUGGCUUUGGGCCAUUUUUACUUUCGCUUUCUCGGAAAGUAAAAGUGCGCAGUGCAGAGAAAUUCAAUUCGAAUCCUUCUGAC